Molecule: messenger RNA, 2496 nt
Organism: Sordaria macrospora k-hell
Lineage: Eukaryota; Fungi; Ascomycota; Sordariomycetes; Sordariales; Sordariaceae
Cellular component (GO): SBF transcription complex; MBF transcription complex
Molecular function (GO): transcription regulator activity; DNA binding; protein binding
Source: RefSeq, a predicted model, not a curated record
AUGGUCAAGGCAAAUGUCGGGGGAAACCCCGAGCCGGGAAUCUACAGCGCAACCUAUAGCGGUAUUCCAGUAUGGGAGUUUCAGUUUGGCGUCGAUCUCAAGGAGCAUGUAAUGCGCCGUCGCCAUGAUGACUGGGUCAACGCCACACAUAUCCUCAAGGCCGCUGGCUUCGACAAACCCGCCCGAACGAGAAUCCUGGAGCGCGAGGUACAAAAGGACACCCAUGAGAAGAUUCAAGGAGGAUACGGAAGAUACCAGGGCACCUGGAUCCCCCUCGAACAAGCAGAGGCCCUCGCUCGCCGCAACAACAUCUACGAACGAAUAAAACCCAUAUUCGAGUUCACACCGGGCAACGAAAGCCCUCCUCCCGCACCUCGACACGCCAGCAAGCCAAAGGCCCCCAAGGCCAAACCUGCUGUUCCCACAUGGGGCAGUAAGUCGGCAAAGAACGCCAACAACAACCCCCCUCAGCCUGGCAGCUUCUUACCAGCAGGUCGCAAAGGUGUUCCCGUACCAGCAGCACAAGACUACAACGAUGGCGAUACCCACAUGCACGAAGACGACACACCCGAUAAUCUAACCGUUGCCUCGGCCUCCUACAUGGCCGAGGACGACCGAUACGACCAUUCACACUUCUCGACCGGGCACAGGAAACGGAAGCGAGACGAGUUGAUAGAGGACGUUACAGAGCAGCAACAUGCGGUCUACGGUGACGAACUACUGGACUACUUUCUGCUCUCUAGGAACGAGCAACCUGCCGUGCGACCCGACCCUCCUCCCAACUUCAAGCCCGACUGGCCCAUCGAUAACGAGCGUCACACAUGUCUUCACUGGGCCUCUGCCAUGGGCGACGUCGAUGUCAUCAGGCAGUUGAAGAAGUUUGGAGCGAGCUUGGACACACAAAACGUACGAGGAGAGACGCCGUUUAUGCGAGCGGUGAACUUUACCAACUGCUUCGAGAAGCAGACGUUUCCACAGGUCAUGAAGGAGCUGUUUUCUACCAUCGAUUGCCGGGACUUGACAGGAUGCACCGUCAUACAUCACGCUGCUGUGAUGAAGAGUGGCCGGGUCAACAGCCAGUCCUGCUCGCGGUACUACCUCGACAUCAUUCUCAAUAGGCUACAGGAGACACACCACCCCGAGUUUGCACAACAGCUUCUCGAUGCCCAGGACAACGAGGGUAACACGGCCGUCCACCUGGCCGCCAUGCGCGAUGCCCGAAAGUGCAUUCGGGCUCUCCUCGGCCGGGGCGCCAGCACCGACAUUCCCAACAAGCAAGGCAUUCGCGCCGAGGAGCUGAUAAAGGAGCUCAAUGCCUCUGUCAGCAAAUCACGCUCCAACCUCCCACCACGAUCCUCCAGCCCCUUUGCCCCCGAUACCCAACGCCACGAUGCCUUCCACGACGCCAUCUCCGAGCCCAUGGCCAUGAGCCGGAAGAGCUCGCAGCAGACCUACAGCAGCGAGGCAGCCACUACCGUGCAAAAUUGCACCCCGUUGAUCCUCCAGAAGCUCAAGGACCUGACGGCCUCGUACGAUUCCGAGUUCAAGGAAAAGGACGAAGCCGAGAAGGAAGCCCGACGCAUCCUCAACAAGACCCAGUCAGAGCUCAAAGCCCUCACCGCCUCCAUCGACGACUACAACUCCCGCCUCGAGUCGGACGACGUAGCCGCCAAGACGGCCGCGGAGAUGGCCACGGCGCGACAUAAGGUGUUGGCGUUCGUGACGCACCAGAACCGCAUAUCCGUGCAGGAGGCCGUGAAGCAGGAGCUGGCCGCACUGAACGGUUCUGUUACGAACGGCACCUCUACAAAUUCCAAAUCCAGCCCUAACAAGAAACCCAAACUCUCCCCUUCCCCAGCAGACAACAAACCGCCCAAAGACGAAAACGAAACCGAGUCAGAAGCCGAACACCCCGAACCAGCUGCAACACAACAACCAGGCCCAUCCUCCCAAGACACCGAAGUCCCAGACCAGGACCAAGACGACGAAUCAGAAGACGAUUACACCACCCGCCUCUCCCUCGCCGCCGAACUGCGCUCCAUCCUCCAGGAACAGCGCUCCGCAGAAAACGACUACGUCGAAGCCCGCGGCAUGCUAGGCACAGGCGAGCGCAUCGACAAGUACAAACAUUUGCUCAUGUCAUGCUUACCUCCCGACGAGCAAGAGAACCUGGAGGAGAACCUCGAGGAGAUGAUCAAGUUGAUGGAGCAAGAGGAUGAGAGCGUUACUGACUUGCCGGCUGGUGGUGGUGGUGGUGGUGGUGGCAAUGCCGACCAUCCAGGAGGAGGUGGCGGGAGUAACGGACGGCGGGAGAACGUGUUACCUGCGCUGAGAGGUGGAAACGGUGACGGAGAAUUGCCGAGGAGGGGGAGUAGACCUGCUGGUGCUGGUGCUGGUGCUGGUGCUGGUGCUGGUGCUGGCCAGGUGGAUGGAAAUGGUGCCAAUGAAGGAAGGACAGAGAGGACCGAACGAAUCCAAGAAAUCGCGGCUGUUUAG